AUGUUUCCACCAGCGGCGUCGUCGUCACCGCUUCGGCUGCUGAGCGCCUUCGUCGUCCUGCUCUGCCUCGCGCCUCUGGUCGCCGGCCAAUGGGUCCGGGAUGCCUGGAUCAGAAAGCACCGGUGCGACGGCCAUCCGUGGACGAACGUGACCUUUGGCGUUACGCCGUUUUGGGUUGACAGUCUGCGCGGCCAUCUCGACAGCCGUGACGACGGGUCAGCGCGGCUCUCACUGUCGAUGCUCGCGGUGCACGACACUAGCAUGUUUGGCUGCGAUGACAUUGACCUCGCGGCUCUCGAGCGCUCGCUGCGGCUGCAGGUGCUGGGCAAGGACGUGGCGCAGGUCGUCCGCUUCAACAGCACCUGUCCGUUACCAAUCACGCCCAGUCUUACUCCGAUCGAAGGGUUCCGCUUCUCCGCCUUCCACGUCGACUACCAGCUCGAGCACGCUCACCGGCUGCAAACGCUUGCUGCCGAGUACCAGUUCCGCACCACGCGCGGUAGCGGUGGGCGGACGCUCGACUGCGCCGCGGUCAAGAUCACCCCGUACAUCGGCACGUCGUCCGCCGUCGCCCUGGCCCUGGUGCCCGCCGGAGUCAUGGCCGUCGUUGGCGCCGCCUCGUGGCAGACGUAUGCCGCCGCUGCAAUCGGCGGCGUUGACCGCUACGUCGACUUCUCCUCGGCCCUCGUCAGCCACCAGGGCCCCGUCUGGGACACCAUCAUGGACGCCGGCGUCUACCUGCGCUACCUCCAGUUCGCAUUCCUCUCCUCGUCGCUGUCGAUCGAGUACCCGGGGUUUCUACCGCCAAUUGCGAGCAACCUCGCCUGGUCCUCGCUCAUGUUCUGGCGAGGGCCCUACGAUGGGGGCCUCACCUGGCCCGGCGUCGAGCAGGGCAUGUACGUCAGCAACGCGACGUUUGGCAUGGACUACAUGGUCCGCAUGCUCGGUUUCCCUCGCAUAAUGGACUUCAUGUUUGAUGCCUUCCUCAACUUGGCUAUACUUGUAGCUGCCCUGCUCGCGAUUCUGUGCGCUGUCCACAUGCUCGCCUCGAGGUUGAAUCCGCAGAAUUCCGCAUCCAGCUUCCGCACUCGGAAACUGGGCUACAUGAGUGUCGAGGUCUGCCUUUCACUCUUCAGCAUGCCUCUCUUGGCAUACAUGAGCAAUGACCUGAUGCUUCUGGGCUACCUGCCACACUACCGCGUCACCUUGAUCGCCCUGACAAUGCUGGUCCUUCUCUACGUCCAUUUCCUCAUCACAAGGCCGUUCCUGCGUCCAAAGAGCCCAACAAAACUCCCCAGCGGCUCUCUGCGUAACAGUCGUCACACCUCUGGCAUUCGCGGGGCACUGCAGUCCCUAUCAUUCUACAUCCCUCACUUCAUGCCGCUCCUUCAAGCCUUGGCCGUUGGCGCUCUGCAGGACUGGGGCUAUGUGCAGACGAUCGUUCUUUUUGUCGCCGAGGUUGCCAUCCUCGUCCACACGGCCGUCAGUAAAUACGCAACCUUCCGGUUUUCUCGGUACGAAACGGCCUUGCUCUGCGCAUGCCGACUCAUGACCGUAUCUCUGCUCAUUGCCACGGCACUUCUCACAGAGGAGGCUGCAAAGCAGUGGAUGGGAUAUGUGAUAAUUUGCUUGCAUGGCAUUGUUAUCUUUCCUGGGUUUCUUGGCCCGUCCAUUUGGAGGCUGUACCAUGUCUUUCGGACAGGUCGCUAUGGGAACGGACUCUCCCCAGCAGGGCACAGUGACGGACGACCGAAUGCUCAAUCGGUGAAUCUCGACGACCUCAAUGCCCAUAGACCCUUCACGACACGCAACACGCCAUCCACGACCCGAGACCAUCGACACGUCAGUCAGACGCGUGACUUCUAUCGCAAACCACGAGCCCGACCCAGCACUCCGGACAUUCGGCACGGUUCAACGUCUCCAAGUCAGAGUUCCAGCUCGGGCGAGUGCAGAAUCUCGCCCUCACCCUCACCAUCACAAGAAUCGGAGUCUGAGCAGGCUUUGGUACCGCCGCAGCUAUCUGUGCAGCCGCCAUUGCAUGGCCUUGACGUCCUCUCCGAAAUCCGACCCCAGGUGGACUAUUCCUUCAGGGAAGCAGAUCUCUUCUACGGCAUGCCCGUCAAUGACAUGUCCACGAACGGUGUAGCGGACCCGGCAGUCGCGGCUGGGGACACGUCAUACAGACCUACAAUGAAGACGGAAGCAGAUGAGGGGACGGCGUCGGGCAAGAAGACCCCAUCGUGGCGCUCCGCAGUCCAUACGACCUGGGCGAAGAUGUCAGCGCUGACACAGCCGAAACCCAAAGAGGAAGGCUUUCAAGUGGUGCGGCCGGGCAAUGCAGCGCUUCGGAUGGCCAGGAUGCAACAGGCGCAGGUGCAGGCGGAGCGUCGAGGCCAGACUCCAGCACAAAGUAGCUGCGCCUCCAGCCCAGAAGUCCAGUGA
Messenger RNA from Cordyceps fumosorosea ARSEF 2679, 2442 nucleotides. RefSeq lists its product as hypothetical. The coding region runs from base 1 to 2442 and encodes 813 amino acids. Gene Ontology annotation, biological process: transmembrane transport. The record is from RefSeq and is a predicted model, not a curated record. NCBI's taxonomy places the organism in Eukaryota, Fungi, Ascomycota, Sordariomycetes, Hypocreales, Cordycipitaceae. The transcript is spliced from 4 exons.